GGUGCGCUGUGUCCCUAGGACACAGCGGAUCACCGAUCACGGAAAGAGAGCCGAAGAUGUCGGCUCGGUCAUGUGAUCAGCUGUGUCCAAUCACAGCUGAUCACAUGGGACAUGUACACUGAUCAUCAGGGCACUGAUAAUCAGUGUGCCCUGAAGAUCAGUGUAGCCCCAACAGUGCCACCUGUCAGUGCCUUGUGUCAGUGCUCAUCAGUGCCACAUAUCAGUGCCUACCAGUGCACAUCAAUGCCACAUAUCAGUGCCCAUCUGAGCUGCCUUUCAGUGUCACCCAUCAAUGCCAAUCAGUGCCACCUAUCAGUGCUGCCAAUCAGUGCCACCUAUCAGUGCCAGUCAGUGCCGCCUAUCAGUGCCAGUCCGUGCUGCCUAUCAGUGUGCAUCAGUGCCGCCUAACAGUGCCAGUCAGUGCCGCCUAUCAGUGCCAGUCAGUGCCGCCUAUCAGUGCCACCUAUCAGUGCCAUGUAUCAGUGCUGCCUUUCAGUG
This is a messenger RNA of Staurois parvus, 498 nucleotides long. NCBI's taxonomy places the organism in Eukaryota, Metazoa, Chordata, Amphibia, Anura, Ranidae. The record is from the annotation of a GenBank genome assembly.